This is a messenger RNA of Gopherus evgoodei (Goodes thornscrub tortoise), 6351 nucleotides long. It is a transcript of the gene ADARB2, whose product is annotated as adenosine deaminase RNA specific B2 (inactive). Gene Ontology annotation, molecular function: tRNA-specific adenosine deaminase activity; double-stranded RNA adenosine deaminase activity; double-stranded RNA binding. Gene Ontology annotation, cellular component: cytoplasm; nucleolus. The record is from RefSeq and is a predicted model, not a curated record. The transcript is spliced from 10 exons. The coding region runs from base 313 to 2550 and encodes 745 amino acids. NCBI's taxonomy places the organism in Eukaryota, Metazoa, Chordata, Testudines, Testudinidae. Gene Ontology annotation, biological process: RNA processing; adenosine to inosine editing.
GGUGCAAAAAGUAGAAGCAGUGCAUUUACAGCCCUGAUAAAGGAAGGCAGCUGGAGUGAGAGCUACCGGGCUCUUGAGCAGCUUCAGUGUAUACCUUUCCUCAGUUCUCACUACAAGCAGUUAAGCAUGUUAGCUCAGAAAAUCAGAGACACUUAACCCAGCUGAUGCCAAGCGACAGAGAAUAAUUAGAAGUAAACACCAGUCAGUACUAAAAAGUGAACCUUAUCCACAGAUCUAUAAAGCAGCAAGAACCAGAGGUGAAAAUAUACAAGAAAUAAAAGACUCUACAUUCUUGUUUACUGAACUAUAGUUAUGACAUCAGUUCUGGGGAACAACAGAGCUUCUGGAGGUCCAAGUAGUCAACUAAAAUGCAAGUCCAAAAGGAGGAGAAGAAGGAGAUCAAAGAGGAAAGAAAAAGUAAGCAUAUUGUCAACCUUCAUCACGCCCUUCAAGUAUUUAAGUCCUGGUGCCACCAAUAUGGAAGAUGAAGACAAUUUAAGUACCAGCAGCGCAGAAGUAAAGGAAAACCGAAAUGUUGGCAACCUGGAGGAUCAUCCGAUAUCCUCUAAUGACAGGUCAAGAGUGGGCACACCUAGCAUUAAAAGGAAAAGACCAUUAGAGGAAGGCAACAAUGGCCAUUUCUGCAAACUCCAACUCAUCUGGAAGAAAGUCUCAUGGUCAGUGACACCAAAGAAUGCCCUGGUCCAGCUACAUGAACUUAAACCAGGUUUACAAUACAAAAUGGUUUCCCAGACAGGCCCAGUGCAUGCUCCAGUCUUUGCUGUUGCUGUAGAAGUAAAUGGGCUUACAUUUGAAGGUACAGGACCCACGAAAAAGAAGGCCAAAAUGCGAGCGGCAGAACUAGCGCUGAAAUCUUUUGUUCAGUUCCCAAAUGCAUGUCAAGCUCACUUUGCCAUGGGGAACUGUUUUAACCCAUCCACUGACUUUACAUCUGACCAGGCAGACUUUCCAGAUACUCUGUUCAAGGAGUUUGAACCGUCUGCACACAGCGAGGACUUUUCGGUCUAUAACCCGGUUAAUAAUGAAUUGCUUUCUACUGCUUAUCGGCAUGGGAGGUUACUCUGCCACACAUUGGAUUUAAUGGGCCACGCUAAGCAAAACAAGCACAAGAUGGCAUCCACAGCUGAGAGCGAAAAGAACCCAGUGGUGUUGCUAAAUGAGCUGCGAUCGGGACUGAGGUACAUCUGCCUUUCAGAGACUGUGGAGAAGCAGCAUAUCAAGAGUUUUGUGAUGGCAGUGAGAGUGGAUGGGAGAACAUUUGAAGGCUCAGGACGUAGCAAGAAGCUGGCAAAAGGCCAAGCAGCACAAGCUGCGCUGCAGGCCCUCUUUAACAUUCGGCUGCCCAGUCACAUUCCCAGCAGGAGUAAAUGUAACCAUUUGCCACAGGAGUUUGCUGAUUCCAUAUAUCAAAUGGUUACACAGAAGUUUCAAGAGUUGACAGACAAUUUCACCUCCAUGCACGCACGCCACAAAACCCUUGCAGGAAUUGUGAUGACCAGAGGCUUGGACAUCAGGCAGGCUCAGGUUAUUGUGUUGUCAUCGGGUACCAAAUGUAUAAACGGAGAAUACAUUAAUGAUCAAGGGCGCGUGGUCAACGACUGCCAUGCAGAAAUUCUGGCAAGGAGAGCAUUUGUUCAUUUCCUUUAUUCUCAGCUGGAGCUACACCUAAGCAAACGGCGAGAGGACUGGGAGCGAUCAGUCUUCAUGCGAUUAAAAGAGGGAGGCUACAGGCUGAAAGAAAACAUUCUGUUCCAUCUAUAUGUGAGCACUUCACCCUGCGGAGAUGCACGCCUCAACUCCCCCUACGAAAUCACAGCUGACUUGAACAGUACCAAGCACAUAGUAAGAAAGUACCGGGGGCAUCUACGAACGAAGAUUGAGUCUGGAGAAGGAACCAUCCCCGUCCGAUGCCAUAAUGCAGUUCAAACAUGGGACGGUGUGUUGUUGGGAGAGCAGCUAGUCACAAUGUCUUGCACUGACAAAAUUGCCAGAUGGAACGUUCUUGGGUUACAAGGUGCUCUCCUCAGUUACUUCAUCGAACCCACAUACUUGCACAGCAUUAUUGUGGGAAGCCUCUGUCACACUGGUCACCUUUCCAGGGUAAUGAGCCAUAGAAUAGAAGACAUUGGUCAGCUGCCAGCUUCAUACCGGCAUAAUCAGUUGCUCCUCAGUGGAGUAAGUAAUGCUGACUUACGGCAACCAGGAAAAUCUCCCAGUUUCAGUGUGAACUGGAUAGUGGGUAACAUGGACCCUGAAGUGAUUAACGCCACAACAGGAAAGAGGACCUGUGGGGGCUCUUCGCGGCUCUGCAAGCACACGUUUUAUGUUCGGUGGGCAAAGCUUUAUGGAAAGCUGAGCACACGAAUGCCAAGCCAUGGAGACAUGCCAUCAGUGUACAGUGAGGCUAAACUGGUGGCUCAGACAUACCAGGCUGUCAAGCACCAGCUGUUUAAAGCAUUUCAGAAAGCAGGUCUGGGCACCUGGGUCAAGAAACCCCCAGAGCAAGAUCAGUUUUUACUAACUGUAUAAAUCAUUCAACAUCUUUGCUACAUGACCGGAUCAAAUCAACUGGAGAGAAGGAUAGGCAGAAUGUGUGGGCUGAUAGAAUGGAUGCAGUUCAAUAUUUAAUAACAACCUCCAUGAGAAUAUUUUCUUUUAAUUCUGUAUUGGAAAUACAUAAACAUAAGAUGUGUUUGAUUAAUGCACUGAACUUGACAUUAGGAAACUGCUUUUUCAUACUGAUCCCCUUACACGGAUCUACAUGCUCAGAUUAUAAAAUGUUUCUCACAAAGACGCCGCUGUUCAUUGUUUGUAGUACACAGGAUUAUUAUUUAUCCAAGAAGCAGCUGCAUUUCAGACUUGAGCAGGCCAUGCAUCUGACUUAAAAUACAGUUUAUCCAGUGCUCAAUUUGUAAUGAAAGAGGUGCUGAGGCUCACGCAAUUAGAUGCCAGGACUCAAGCAAUUUUUUUUUACUUUCAUAACUGACCCAGCAAGUCCUGAGAUGCCGGGGCUAUGAACUGCCAAGCCUGGAAAUGCUGGGGCUCAGCGCUGGCACAGACUAAGCACCGAGUUUAUCUUCCCCCCAUACCAUCAGAGCAAUAAUGUUGCUGAAUGAUGGAAGAUACUUUAGUUAGUGAAUACAUGAAAAUACCUUCAUACUCACAGUGUGACAGGGAGUCACAGGACAAGCAUAUUCAAUCACAAGGAGUUGCGUAUCCUCUAUGCAAAAAUUGUUCUGUCAGCUGCUUAAUUUUAAUACAGGGAUUCUUUUAAACUGUUUCCUGUUUUCGGAUCUGAGCAUAGUACUGGGAGCCAGGAUUUCCUGAUUUCUAAACCUGACUCUGACACUGACUCCUUUUGUGUCCUGCAGCAAAUCACAUAGGACCAAAUUUUCACCCAUAGUCCUAAGUUUUUGGUGCCUCAUCUUUUGGAAGCUGCAAACUAAACAGAGUUAGGGCCUGAUUUUUCAGAGGUGCUGAGUCCCACAAUUCCAGAUGAAGUCAAUGGGAGCUGAGGCUCCUCUGCACCUCUGAAAAAUCAACUAUUGAAUAUUUGAUGUUGGAUACCCACAAAAACCUCAGAUACUCACUUUUGAAAUUUGGUCGUUCACUGCCUCAAUUUUUCCAUCUGUGAAAUGGGGAGCUUGUGGUAAUAAUUUAUUUAAUUAAUGGUUGGUUAUAAAUCACUGUAUAAAUAAGACUCUGUCACACUUAUGUUGAAUAGUACUUCACUCUGUAGAUAGUCCCACUGAAACCAUACAAUGGACAUGACUACUCCCAGAGUAAGGCUCUACACAGUGUGAGAAAGGUAGGCUUGCCAGUUUUGGUUUGAUGUAUUCCUGGAGGUUUCGUCAUAUGACAUAAUCUUUAAUUAAAGAUGAAUCUUUAAUUCCUAGAGACUCCUAAAGGGUUUUCAGGUUCUGGUCCUAUGUAAGUACUAAAUAGUCUUAUUAAAUUGACCACACAUUCAUUCGCAGUCUGAAAUGCAGAUUGUUUUCUAUUAUAAGAAUAGCUUUUUGCUGAAACAUAUCUUCAAAAGGAAGGACUGAGUCUGUUAUUAUUGCUCUAUGAAUCAUUUCACUUCAUCAGAAUGUAAGGCAUGGGAGAUCUAAAAGUCCAUAGUCCAACUAAACCCAGGGUUGAGAGUUCAAUCCUUAAGGAGGCCAUUUGGGGAUUGCUCCUGCUUUGAGCAGGGAGUUGUACUAGAUGAUCUCCUGAUGUCCCUUCCAACCCUAAUAAUCUUAGAUAAGAUUUAACAGCAGAACUAACUGUCAUACACACUGUAUUUUUUUAUUUAUUUUGUUUGUUUGUUUUUUUAAAUGACAGGAUUUGCAGGUAUAUAACAACUUUUCUUUUUAUUCCAGUGAUUCUCUUUAAAUCUGUAUAUAACAUGCUGCUACUGAUUUGUGAUAAUUGUCUAGAUAUUUCACCAGAACAGUCUAGAUGAGUUACUUUUCAAACAAAUACAUAGCUCAUAUUUUUUCCAUGUAAUUUCCUUUACACAGGAAACUGUUCCUAUCAAUAAAGGUAGAUGCUCUUUGUAUAGCGUUUAUCAUAUUUGGAGAGCCAUAUACCGUAAAUACAUUGUUUAUUGAUGCCCACAAUAGACUAGCUACAGUAUUUUGAUGAGAUCUUAUUUUUAGAUUGUAAACUACAAGAUGUAGCUAUAGUGUCUUGUAUAAAAAUUAUUGUGAUAAAUUAGAAUUUUUAAAUUAGAUAAAGCAGAGCUCUCCCCUUAUGAAAACCUUUCCAAUAAAAUAAUACAUUCCAUAUUAACUACCAAAAAAGUCCUUAGAGUAGAUAUAUUUAAUAACCUGAAGUUGUUUCAAUAAGUUAGGGGCAAGAAGAUACUUUGUGGUAACCACUUUGUUAAUAUGACCCCUUCCAGGGUUAUCUUUAACAUUUCAAAAUAAUGUUACACUCCUUCUGGAGAUUUCAUCUGUACUUCCAAAUGUCAACCAUUCCCGUGUUACCUUCCCAUCUGGCUUUGGCCCUAGCUCCCGCUGGUGUUGAUGGAAGAUGUCUCCAUUGACAUCAAGGAGAGCAGGAUCUGGCCCACAGCCUGCCAGCUUUGUGUUAGUGCAGAGGGAAGCCGCUUUGUGAAGGUAGCAGGGUACAGGUCUAUGUAGUGAGUUACACACAGAGCUUGUGGCUGCUCCGUAAGCAGGUAUGAAUGGGAGGAGGGUGGGCAAAGGGAGUCCCCUUGCCCCCAUGCAUGGGCUCCUCCAGGGCCAGGCCCCAACUGCACAGUGGCUGCACUUGAUGAAGCAUAGGGUCUGCUUCCUCCUUUAGUCUCAAUGGCCCAAUACACUCCAAUGCGGGUAGGACCAUGGCCCUGCCUCAGCACGGCAUGGGACUGGUCUGUAGAUGGGAGCAUGCAGCACUUCUUGAAGGUAUAUAGCCCCCAGUGGCCCAGGGAGCUCAGGGGAGAAUUCUAGCACCCUGAGACAGAAUUGCCCUCCAAGCUCCCCCCUCCCCUUAGUCUGAGCUGAGCACAUUUGCACAACGGAGUCAGUGCACUAGCAGGGUUCAAAUCCAGCUGCCAGCAUUUGAAAGGGCCCAGUGCUGUUGAGUCUGACCUCCCCAGCAUGAAGAAUACCGGGGCUCUGUCAUUUAAACUGACUCCCUCCUCACGAAGGGUACUGGUAACUCCUUCUUGAACUACUGGGUCUCUCUACGUUAACCCAACCUAGCCACACGAGAGACUUCAAGGCUCCUUCUUAAACCAGCUGGGUUCAGCCCCAGCAUGUUUCCAACCUUAUGGAUACAUAAGGGCUGCAGGGUCUGGUAUUAGAGCUAACAUGACCACAAACUGAAGGAGCUAGUUAUUUUAAGGAUGACAAGACAGGUGGGAUGGACUGAUCAGGCCUUUGUUGCAACAAUUACAUUUUAAAAAUCCUGGAUUCGAUUGCCAGACCUAAUCGAGGCAGUGAGGACCGAGCUUGAACCUGUCAUAAGUAGAAAUAUGAUAGGUCCAUUGAAGGUAGUGGAGUCACAGCUCUUCACCCCAGUGUUGACUCUGGGCCAAGCUGUCUACCAUUCCUCAAUAUAUGCAUCAACACAGUGUGCACCACAUCGCAGCAGCACAAAUUACCAACAUGCAGCAUUUCCUGAAGCAAAGGAAAACUUUCUCAAUAGGAAAUCUUAAGUGACGAUUAUGUACAUAACACGCAUGAGUGAAUGGCAAUACUGUACUAAUGGAUGUAAAUUUGUAAUAUUUGUAAAAAAAGACAACAGAAGAAAAUAAAUCUGAAUUUACAUAUGUGAAUUUGCUGCUAAGUUCUGUAAAUUGCACUUCAGUGAUACUUGAUAAGUGAAUGUUUCUGUUAA